ACAAAUCAAGAUGACUUCGAGGAACUCGCUGGGUGCUCCGGUGGGAGGUUUUGGUACUGAGGUCAGAGGUUCACUAAGAGUGGAACGACCUCACUAUCCGCAAUGGAGACUUAAUGAAAAAGCAGAAUACUCAAAACCAAAGAGAAACAUAUGCAAAGAAGCGACAACAAAAUGUUGUGGAGGAGGUGUGUGGAAAACCCUUUCAAGCCUAAUUCCCAUCCUCAGUUGGUUGCCGAAGUACGACUUCAAGACUUUGCUGAUCGGCGAUAUUGUUUCCGGGGUCACAGUUGCCAUCAUGCACAUUCCACAAGGUAUGGGCUAUGCUUUGCUGGGAAAUCUACCACCCAUUGUUGGAAUAUAUACAGCCUUCUUUCCUGUAUUAAUAUAUUUUCUUCUGGGAACUGGGAGACAUAACUCAAUGGGGUCUUUCGCUGUAAUUUGUCUUAUGGUGGGUCAAAUUGUUCUCAAGUACAAAAGCGCAGAGUACAGCGAAGUAGAAAUCGCCGUUGCACUAUGUUUCAUGUGCGGGGUGUAUCAGCUUGCAAUGUAUUUUCUGAGACUAGGUGUAGUGACCUCAUUGCUCUCUGAAACUUUAAUUUCUGGAUUCACAACCGGCGCAGCUAUUCAUGUCUUAACUUCUCAAAUUAAUGGUUUGUUAGGUCUCAAAGGAGCCCCCGAAGACGAACCACAAUUUCAAGUCAUACACAGCUAUAUAGAUAUAUUCAGUAACGUACAAAAUCUUAAUUGGACAGCAGUAAUUAUAUCGUCGAUUACUAUAAUUAUUUUAUUGAUAAACAAUGAAAUAAUUAAGCCAAGAUUAGCAAAGGUUUGCAAAGUUCCUGUACCAAUUGAACUUAUAGUUGUCGUCAGUGGAACUUUAGCAUCACGAUAUGGAGAACUUCGUGAAAAAUAUCAUAUACCAACUGUUGGCGAAAUUCCUACUGGUUUACCAGAACCUACUGUUCCUUCAGCUGAUCUUAUGGGAAAAGUAGCGAUCGAUGCAAUCGCCAUCGCCGUGGUUUCAUAUGCGAUAUCGUUUUCCAUGGCUUUAAUAUUCGCCCAAAGAAUCGGCUACCGCGUUCACGCCAAUCAAGAACUUUUAGCUCAGGGCGUUGGUAAUGUGUUUGGUUCAUUUUUCGGAUGCAUGCCAUUUGCUGCCUCAAUUUCUCGAUCUACGAUUCAACAUUCUGUAGGAGGACAAACUCAACUUACAUCCUUGAUUUCUUGUUCCUUACUAGUGUUUGUACUCUUGUGGAUUGGCCCAUUUUUUGAACCAUUACCUAAGUGUGUUUUGGCAUCUAUAAUCGUCGUUGCACUAAAAGGAAUGUUGAAACAAGUUCUGGAAUUCCGAAGAUUUAUGAGAUACAGCUACAUUGAUGCAUUUGUUUGGAUGGCAACAUUUUUAACUGUGGUACUAGUCAGUAUUGACAUUGGUCUUUUUGUGGGAACUGGACUUUCCCUAAUGAGUUUAAUAAUUCGUGGAUUGAAACCAUAUGCAUGUUUAUUAGGCAAUGUACCUAAUACAGACUUAUAUCUGGACAUGACAAGAUAUAAAGGAACGGAACAUCCAAAAGGUGUUCGAGUAUUCCAUUAUUCUGGUGGUUUAAAUUUUGCAACAAAACAACAUUUCCGAUCGACUUUAUGUCGAAUGGUCGAUUGUGAUCCUUCCAAGAUUAAUUGCAAGAAAAAUGCCAUCAGUGAUAGUAAUAGUAAUAUAGAAUCUUCAGAUUGGAGGGAUCUCUCCUGCAUUGUGGUAGAUUUUUCUGCAGUCAUGUACAUCGAUCCAUCAGCUGCCAAAGAAUUAAAAGCUUUGUCAAAACAAUUUUCUGAAUGUGGAAUUUCUUUAUACUUGGCCAGCUGUCCAUGUAAUGUUUUUGAAACCAUACAAAAAUGUUGCAAUGCAGAUGAAGACUGUGUGGAGCUUUUUGUCAGCGUUCAUGAUGCUGUUCAUGCUGCCCAUAGACAACUAAAAACGGUAUCUGUUGAUAUUCAUUUGUAAUAUUUUUUAGAAUUAUUGUUUCAAUUGAGAACAAGCGUUAAUAUAUAUAGAUAUAUAUAUAUAUAUAUAUAUAUAUAUAUUCACA
Molecule: messenger RNA, 2084 nt
Organism: Ctenocephalides felis (cat flea)
Lineage: Eukaryota; Metazoa; Arthropoda; Insecta; Siphonaptera; Pulicidae
Product: solute carrier family 26 member 10-like
Biological process (GO): transmembrane transport
Cellular component (GO): membrane
Molecular function (GO): bicarbonate transmembrane transporter activity; sulfate transmembrane transporter activity; chloride transmembrane transporter activity
Source: RefSeq, a predicted model, not a curated record